AUGGGCUGCUUCGGGUCACCGGGCGCCAAGAGUGGCGAGGAUGACGCCAAGUCACAGAAACGCCGCAGCGACGCCAUCACACGACAGCUGCAGAAGGACAAGCAGCUGUACCGCGCGACCCACCGCCUGCUGCUGCUGGGUGCUGGUGAGUCCGGCAAGUCUACGAUCGUGAAGCAGAUGCGUAUACUUCACGUGAACGGCUUCUCGGAUAAAGAGAGGCGGGAGAAGAUUGAGGAUAUUAAGAAAAAUAUACGUGAUGCUAUACUUACAAUAACUGGUGCUAUGAGUACUCUGACACCUCCCAUACCUCUUGAGAAGGUGGAGAACAAAGCUCGUGUUGAUUACAUACAGGAUGUAGCCUCUCAGCCAGACUUCGACUACCCUCCGGAGUUCUACGAGCACACGGAGGAGCUGUGGAAGGACCAGGGCGUGCAGAGGACCUACGAGAGGAGCAACGAGUACCAGCUGAUAGACUGCGCCAAGUAUUUCCUGGAUCAAGUCCAUAUAAUCAAGAGAGCGGACUACACACCGUCAGAGCAGGACAUACUCCGCUGUCGAGUUCUCACCUCGGGGAUAUUCGAGACGCAGUUCGUCGUCGAUAAAGUCAAUUUUCAUAUGUUCGACGUGGGCGGUCAGCGUGACGAGCGCCGGAAGUGGAUCCAGUGCUUCAACGACGUGACGGCCAUCAUCUUCGUGACGGCCUGCUCCUCCUACAACAUGGUGCUGAGGGAGGACCCCACGCAGAACAGGCUGCGGGAGUCGCUGGACCUGUUCAAGAGCAUAUGGAACAACAGAUGGCUCCGCACGAUAUCAGUGAUCCUGUUCCUCAACAAACAGGACUUGUUGGCUGAGAAGGUGUUGGCGGGCAAGUCCCGGCUCGAGGAGUACUUCGCGGAGUUCGCGCGCUACCAGACGCCUCCCGACGCGACGCCCGACACUAGGGACCACCCGGACGUGGCCAGGGCCAAGUACUUCAUCAGGGAUGAAUUCCUGCGCAUCAGUACGGCGAGCGGUGACGGCAAGCACUACUGCUACCCUCACUUCACGUGCGCCGUGGACACCGAGAACAUCAAGCGCGUGUUCAACGACUGCCGCGACAUCAUACAGCGCAUGCACCUCAGACAAUACGAGCUGCUCUAA
Messenger RNA from Danaus chrysippus (African queen), 1140 nucleotides. NCBI's taxonomy places the organism in Eukaryota, Metazoa, Arthropoda, Insecta, Lepidoptera, Nymphalidae. The record is from the annotation of a GenBank genome assembly.